Molecule: messenger RNA, 4131 nt
Organism: Hippocampus zosterae (dwarf seahorse)
Lineage: Eukaryota; Metazoa; Chordata; Actinopteri; Syngnathiformes; Syngnathidae
Gene: alox12
Product: arachidonate 12-lipoxygenase
Biological process (GO): lipid oxidation; linoleic acid metabolic process
Molecular function (GO): protein binding; arachidonate 12(S)-lipoxygenase activity; arachidonate 15-lipoxygenase activity
Source: RefSeq, a predicted model, not a curated record
AUAAAAAUACAGGAUGUGGGCUGCUUGUCGCAGCGCCGUGUUUCCUGAAUGCAACAUACUUAUAGAUGCUCUGCCAAUGGCUAUUACCGAGCAUCUUCCUGGCAUCCCAUUGGCUCAGCGGGACCUCUUACCGUAUGUUUCUAUGCAUGUAGAUCCUCGUCAUUCGUCCCUCAUGUGUCAUGAGGCGUUUCGAGAGUUUGACGUACAUGUGAAUCACCCAGAAAAAAAUGUUCACCGGUCGGGCCAUCGCUCACUAUGCCGAUGUAUGUCUUUGACAUUUUUGAAGGAUUGUUAAAAGCCGACAAAAGUAAACUUCCUGGGAUUAGUUCUUUACAAAACGCCAGGCAAAAACGUCUUCUGAGACAUAACAUGAACUCAAGAAGGCAAAAAACGAUGAGGAGCCAGUUAAGUUAAGUGACCAUCGUUUUGUUAUUCUUUACUCUCUUCUUUCUUGUUUUCAUUGUGCACAACUCUCAUUGUGCAAUAAUCUAAUUGAAACAUGUAUUAGUUACAUUUUUAUGCUUUGGAAAACAUUAAUGUCUGAAUUUGUCGGGGGUCUUGGAACGGAUUAGGGCAUUUACAUGGGAAACGCGUCUCGACUUACAAAAUUUUAUGAUUUCUUCCAGGACCAAUUAAUUUCGUAAGUAGAGGUACCAUUGUAUAUCAAUUCGCCUUCAUUCAGGAAGCCUAACAAGUUGAACUUUAGUUUAAACCAAAGAAUGUCACAAAUCAUAUGAAGAGCUUCCUCACACAAGCGAGAUCCGGGAUCACUACUAUGGUCAUCCCGAAGGACCACAUAAAUAGCCCCCUGGCCUGUUCUAAUUUCCGAGGACUGUUGGCAAAGUCAUAAUUUGGAAAAAUGUACAAACGUGCAGAGAUGUUUCCAAGUGCUGCAUAUUAAUCCGUUUCUUACCUUUUUAAAUCAUUGCUGAUAAUGAUUCAGAGCAAGUGCCAGAGUCAAGACAAAAAUAUUUUCUCAAUCCCAAUUAAAUACGAAACUCAGCAGAAAGGUUGUCGCGUUGCAUCCCGACACAGAUUUUAUUAUUAUUUUUUGUAUGUGCAAAAAGCACUUUGCUCAAUCGAAGAAGCGGACACACUGACUAUAAGUUGGACUCUGUGUACUGUAUGUGUGUUGAACCAAGCCAUUGCGUUGUCAUGCACUUUAGUAGCCGGUGGCAAUAAUGUUGGAGGAGCAGCCCUUACCUUCAACUCAUGAUCUAGCAGCAGCAGCAGCGCAGACGAAUCCUAAGGAAACACGACAAGGAUUUUGUCAAGGCUGAUGCGCGUGUACAUCACACAUGAAUGACAGAUGCUGUCUAUUUUUCGAAGCGCGUUUUUAACAAGACCACACUGUCUAACAGAGUGGCAAAAAAUGACAUGCAAACUACAGAAACUGUUUAAUACUUAUAGUGAACAUAGUCUUUGUGUGUACUUGUGUAUUUUACCGGUCAUGUGGAUGCUGCCUUGGAAAAGUGCAUUUGGAACAGGUGUGGGCAUGAACAAAGCUUCGUUCCUCAUUUAAGUGUUUGUAAAGACGAUUAAUGUGUCUUGUGGUUUUUUUUCGACGUUUCGUUCAUCCGCCACCAGCAUCACGAUGUUCAUGGCUCAAUGCUGCUCAAGUCAACCAUCGCUAUAGUUUGAUAGAGUCAUGUAUUUUUGCUAGCCUAAUGGACCUAAUAUUUGGAUUCCGGUUCAUGUCCAAACCUCCUGUCUUGAAAUAAACUCUGUCUGAGCCUUUUGAGUAUGCAGCAAAGUCCAACUCGGCUUUGGUUUUUUAAAAUCAUAAUGACGACGAGGAAGCCGUUACGUCAUGCGAUGAUGCUAGCUCUGCAACGUGCCUCUUGAGGGCUGCGUGUGUGUGUAGACUGGGACCACACACACUCACAGGUUUGCUAGAGAGGUGUGUUCUGGAGUGCAACAGGGAAGACAGACACAUUUAAACGAGGAAUAGGAAACGUUUGCACUUGAUCAUCUGCUGUGCGAGAAGCAAAAAGCAAAAAGAAAAGCAAAUUAAGCAGGAAUAGUAACAAAGUCCAGGAGAGAUGACAGAAAGUUGGUCGUCAUUUUGCUUGAUUGUCUUCUUGGGCGCAGCGCAUUUGAGGAAAAAAAAAAAUCAUGCUCCGAGUACAACUCCUCCAUAACGCCGGUGUCCUAAAGAGCGUCUUGGUUACAUAUAUAAAUCCAUCCUCAGCUGGGAAGCCUGCUUUGUACAUUGUAACUGUGGAUUACGCGGGCACCAGCAACUACAUCUAUCUGACCCUGGUGGGGGACAAGGGGGAGAAUGAGUGCACCCUACUGGACAAACCUGGCCUGUACUUGUGCCAAGGAGCGGUCAUCGAUGACGCACAACAGAGACCGACAUGUUACAUCCAUCAGGACGAUCGCUCCAAAGUUUGUCGGUCGUGCACCACUGGGCUGACACCGUUCCUGGUCAGACUAGACACGGGGAGGUAUUGGGUGGAAGACCGGUUUGGUCGCUUCGUCACAGUGGAACCUCGAACUGGAGGGCAAUUGCUCGCAUUUCCUUGUUACCGCUGGUUUGUUGGCGAUGUCACAAGAAGGAACGGGAAGGGGCACACAAAGAUUGUUGUUACUGCGAUAUAUCUCUACGCACAAACAGAAAUCGAUCUACUGCAGGAGGCCCGCUUUGACAACGGGAAGAGGAGUGACUUUGAGAAUGCUUUACAAUUCACGGUUAAGGUCAACCAGGCGACAGUGAUGACAAUGAAGUCGUUGAAGAAAUUUGCCACAAACUUUGGGAAAACCUGGGAUGACCAGGAACGGAUCUCUUGGGAGUUGCAAAGCCCAUUCUCCAAGUACUGUUGGGUGCACUGGAAGGAAGACUGCUUCUUUGGGUACCGAUGUUUGAAUGGCUUCAACACGAGAAUGAUCCGAACGUGUAAGACCAUAAAAGGGAAUUUCCCGGUCACAGCUUCCACGGCACAGAGCUCAUUUCCCAAAGGAUCCUAUCGGGGUAAAGAACCCCAGGUCUCCUCGACGUACACCAUCAUGGACUGGAUUCCUACUAACGCAAUCAAGGGUCAACUGCAAAACAUCGCGGGUCCCGUCUACCUCUUCAACCAACAUCCUGACAGAGCAGAGUGCCUCUGCCCGUUGUCAUUAAGACAGGAAGCAGUCAGGCUUGUGCAGGGAAAUACUGAAGGUACAAUGAAGCCUGUGACGUAUUUCGGUUUCAAAGCUAUACCGGAUGGCAAUAACCAACCAAUCACAUACCCAGCAGUGCUCUUCCACAUGUUGGUGGAGGUGUUCCAUGUGGCUACACUUAAGCCUUCUAUACAUCCUGUGUAUGAAGUCAGUGACCACGAACGCUACACACAGUAGAUCUGUAGGGGGCACACUCGGCUCAUCUCUGCAUAUGGCAUCUUCAAACGGGCGUUGUCUACUGGUGCUGAAGGUCUGCUCAUUCUGGCCCAGAAGUACAGAGAUCUCACGUGGCGCUCACUCCACCACUACCUGGAUUUCAUUGAUCGUGGGGUCUCUCAGCUGCCAAACUAUUUCUCAAGCCUGAUGCUGUGAGAAGCCAUACACAGUUUUGUAUCAGGGAUGAUGAGGUUGUACUACUAGUCGGACAAAGAUGUCCACCAGGAAGCUGAGCUCCAACCUUGGAUUAGAGACGUAACACAAGAGGGCUUGGCAGAGCUCCCCGAUUUUGGUCAGUUAUCCACUUCUGUCACACACACACACCCAUACACGAUCACACGCAGAUGCUCUUGGGACUGGUCUUUGCUCAGACGACAAAUCGCCACGCAUCACAACAGCAGGCUGCGCUGUGUGAUGCGCUGGGAGCCCACAACUUUUCCAGCUUUUGAGGUAGUUCGAGGUAAAACAGAGGUGAGGGAAGUACUGAUGGCAAGUAGAGUUUUUCUCGUGUUCCUUCACUUGCUGACUUGUACCUCUAUUCCUCCAGGAUACUGCGCAGAGGAGCACUUCACUGGAGGGGCGAGCAAAGGAGCCGAUUGGUACCUAAAAAAGCUCGAACAGAUUGAAGGGCACGUCUUCGGUCAGAAUGAAGGGCGGGAGCUGGCGUACUUUUUCCUCCUUCCCAGUUGUGUAGAAAACAGCAUCACCGUCGAGAAAACUGACAAGCAUGAUUUCUGUAGACCACACUGA